This is a messenger RNA of Grus americana (Whooping crane), 2646 nucleotides long. RefSeq names its product carboxypeptidase N subunit 2 (gene CPN2). The record is from RefSeq and is a predicted model, not a curated record. The transcript has 2 exons. Gene Ontology annotation, molecular function: protein binding. Lineage: Eukaryota; Metazoa; Chordata; Aves; Gruiformes; Gruidae. Bases 680 to 2329 code for a protein of 549 amino acids.
UGCUUGGGUAGUUUGGGGGACCUGGGAUGGGCGGGAGCCGCUGUUGGCUCUGCGUGAAAACAAAUGAGAUGGAGGAAAGGAAAAGCCAAGCGCAACACUGCUCUCGAGCGCUGGUCUAAGUCCAGGACAGGGCCACUUGUGUGGGAGUCUGCAGGUGGGCAUCGCUGUGGGGCAGGCAGCAUCCCCCAUCACAUGGCAGCACUGGCAGGUACCACAAGUAGGGCGGGACUGGUAGAGGUCUAGAGGCCACUGUCUCAGAAGGUGCCUCCCGUGGGCUGGGAACGGAUGUUUGGCCAAGAUGAAUAUCCCUUGGGCAGGUUUGAUGCUACUCUGGUUGCUUGCAGAGAAAGAAGUACUUGAUGGGCGAUUAGAAACACAACCCGUGGAGCCUGCUCCUUUUGAGCACAGAGCAGCCCUGCAGUGUUGUCCCCGUCACCCAGUGUGUGCAGCACACCUCCGUGCUUCACAGGUUCCCCUGCCCCAGUGCCCAGGUCCCUGCCUGUGGAGACAUUUGGCGAGGCUGCGGGUUCCCCUGAGACCCCCACAGGACCACAUAGGUCCUGCCUCAGCCGCUGCUCUGUAGGAUGUGGGGACCUUUGGCAAGGGUGGCACCAUCCUGGUUGUCACAGGGUGGGCUGGACCAGGGUUGGGACACAGGGCAAGAGCUCCGGCCCAGUGCAUGGGGCAGGUGAGGAGAGAUUUGGGAGGGAAGCACUCCCUGUUACUGCAAGGGGAGCACUGGGGUGGUGCAGGGGGCAAGCUGAAGGGAUGUCCCACAGCCAGGGCAGAUGCCCACACUGGCAGACCCCCCAAGAAGUUGCAUUCCUUGCUACAGAAGCUGCUUCCCCAGCAACAUGCACCUGCAGGUGCAGAUUUUUGCCCUGCCAAGGCAGGGGAUGAGGCUUGGCUCCUUCUCCAGUGCAGGCUGGCGGUCUACAUGCUGCUGGGGCUGGGGUCCCUGCUGGUGGGGGGGAUGCCCCCACCCUGCCCCCCUGCCUGCCAGUGCUACGACACCUCCAAAGUCUUCUGCUCAGAGGAAAAGAUGCAGGAAAUCCCGGCAGGCCUGCCAGGGAACGCCACCCAGCUCUUCUUCGUGGAGACGGCCCUGAGCAGCAUCCGCAGCGGGGCCCUGGGCUCCAGCACCACCCUCACCAAGCUGGUUUUCCUCAACAACAACAUCCAGGAGCUGGAGGCCGGCGCCUUUCGGGGGCUGUCCAGCCUCACCGAGCUGGAGGUGUCGGGCAACCCCUUGCCGGCAAUCAGCCCGGGGGUGCUGGUGGGGCUGCCCAGCCUCAUCAAGCUCUCCCUGGGCGCCAACGCCAUCCGCUCCCUGCAGUCGGGGCUCUUCGCCGCUGCCUGCCGCCUGCAGGACCUGCGCUUGCCGGGGAACAAGAUUGAGGUGCUGCCCCCCGGCAUCUUCCGCCAGCUCCGGCACCUCCAGACCCUGGACCUCUCACAGAACAUGCUGGCCGAGCUGCCGGCCGGGCUGCUGGCCCCCCUCACCGCCCUCCGCCUCCUCAAGCUCAGUGACAACCUGCUGGUGCGGGUGCCCCCCGGUGCUUUCAGGGCGCUGGGCCAGCUGGCCGAGCUCCACCUGGAUGGUAACCGGCUGGAGGAGCUGCCGGCCAGUGUCUUCACGGGGCUGGGGGGGCUGCGGCGACUGCAGCUGCAGCACAACGCCCUGGGCAGCCUGGCCCCUGACAUCUUCGCUGGUCUCCCCAACCUCACCGUCCUCAGCCUGGAGGGCAACCGCCUGGCCACCCUGCCCGCCACCCUCUUCACCAGCACCCCUCGCCUCCUCCACCUCUCGCUGGCCCGCAACCAGCUGGAGAUGCUGCCCCAGGGGCUCUUCGCCAACCUGUCGGCACUGCAGACCCUGGCGCUCUCGCACAACGCCAUGGCCCACCUCCCUGCCGGGGUUUUCCAGGGGCUGACGGGGCUGGCAAUGCUGCAGCUGAGCUACAACACUCUCUCCAGCCUGCCGCUCGGGCUGCUGGCCGGGCUGCCCGUCCUCACCACCCUGGCGCUGGACCACAACCGCCUGGUCCGCCUGCCCCCGGGGCUCUUCGAUGCCAAUGAGGAGCUGGCACACGUGGGGCUGGGUGACAACCCCUGGGCCUGCGACUGCCGCCUCACCUACCUCCUGGGCUGGCUCCAGGACUUCGCUGAGCCCCUCACCCACGCACAAGCCUCCUGCGCCAGCCCAGCUGCCCUGCGGGGACGGUCCCUGCUGGAGGUCCCCCAGGGGCAGCUGGAGUGCCCGGGAGCACCCAGUGUCCCACUGGAGGAGGGCUGGGAUGGGGCACCAGGUGGCGGGGCUGAGGCCUGAGUACCAGGGCGCCUGGGUGCUGCGCUCCCGCUGUGGCAUGCUGCAGGUCAGCGUCCUUGUCACGGCGCAGAGCAGGGACGAGGCCACAUCGCCAGGUCUCCCUGCUGCACCCUAGGGCUCAGGCAGGUGUCUGCUUCUGCUCUGCUGUUGCUUUGGCCACCUCCAAACCAGCCUGGGAAACAGCACCUCAUCUUGUUCUGCUACCCCCGCCGUGGUCACCAGCCGUCACCGAGCUCUCCACAAGAGCUGGCCUGGUGAUAUUUAUUCUCCCACCCAUGCAUUUCCUGUGUAUUUCAAAUAUCAUUAAAAUGUAUAUA